AUGGGCUUGCCUCGCCCGCACGCAGAAGUUGACCUGGCGCAGCUGGAAGCUAAAACCAGAGCUCUCAGUUUGUUCUGUCAUCCAGACAAGCGUGGCGGCGACCGCCGUGCUUACUUGUUUCUCACGACAAUUAAAGAGGAGUGCGAGAAGCGGAUGAAAGAGAAUGAUACGAAUUGCUACUUGGAGCAAGCCCGUAGUCGGGGUUCGAACAAGCAGACGGCUGCUGGUGGUGGUGCUCCACGUGGCUAUGCUGCCGCUGCCGGACCGUCUCCUCCCUGCAGCACGUCCCGGUCGUCUUUUGAUGACCCUGGGCAUGACCCUUGGCAUGAUCCUCCUGCUCCUCCUGGCGCCGCUCACAGGGAGCGCGCCGGACCGUCUUCUCCGCAGCCUUCUGCUUUUCGUCCGCGUGCUGACUGGACGGUGCCCAAGGAGACCCAAGCCUAUUGGGAGACGUCAGACGAGUACAGAAUGAUCGCUGUGUGCUGUCGGAAGAGCAGCUUUGAUUGCUUGGGAUGGGCAGCUACGUGUACCGGCCGUGGCAGUUUGUGCAGUGCGCGCUCGGAGGCAACGACCCCAGCACGUGUUGCGGUCGCGUCAAGACGUGACGCACAUCUCGUAUCUGUGCGUUCAAGAAGGAUGUCCGAGAUGCUGCCUAGCUGGAGUGGAUCCAUCUCACGUCUUCCUCUGCUCCUUAGUCUCUACGACUCAGGUUUUAUCAACAUGUCCUGA
Symbiodinium sp. CCMP2592 is the source of this 729-nucleotide messenger RNA. The record is from the annotation of a GenBank genome assembly. NCBI's taxonomy places the organism in Eukaryota, Dinophyceae, Suessiales, Symbiodiniaceae.